Molecule: messenger RNA, 2353 nt
Organism: Rhododendron vialii
Lineage: Eukaryota; Viridiplantae; Streptophyta; Magnoliopsida; Ericales; Ericaceae
Product: probable polygalacturonase
Exons: 8
Coding region: 712-2160 (482 amino acids)
Biological process (GO): carbohydrate metabolic process
Molecular function (GO): polygalacturonase activity
Source: RefSeq, a predicted model, not a curated record
GGGACUCAUUAAUCGAGCACCCGUGAAGUGGGUCGGCAACAGUGGGGUGGCUGCCAAAAAGUCUCACGAGAUCGUAGGUGAGGUGAGGUGAGGUGAGGGGGGAAAAGUCCAAGAAAAUUGGUUCAGUGAAUUGGAUCCCUCAAACUACUUUCCAACUGAAACGGCCAAAAUGGACCCCCAAACCCAACCUCCCCCCCCACUCACGGACCCACAGUUUCCCUUACCCAUAGGGGCGAUAAUUCAGGCGGACGAGGCAGCCGGGUUAAAACCCUCCUGUUUUUCAUCAAUCGGUCUUGAGUUCGAAUCAACGUAGGACUAGAUGGUUGAGUUGCGGGAAUCUUCUAUCCACUUGCAUUUUAGUGGGGGUACUUAUGCCAUUCUAGCGAUGGAUCCUGCGAUGUGGUGAUAAACAAACGCAUCUUCUCUGCCCGCCCGGAUCAACUGUGGCUCAAAAUUCCGACGUUAUCGGCGGAAGAGAUCAAACAAUCGUCGUAUCAUGCGGGCAAUGGUAAAUUCCUUGUGCGAUUUUGUAGCUUUUUGGGCCCGAUCGUUAGCUUCAGAAAUCCGAAACUAGUCAAAGUGCGAGCAAACUGGUCUAUAGACUUAGUUACCAAAAAAAAAAAAUUAUUGUAGCUGUUUGGUGCUAUAAAUACUAGUAGUACUACAUUGUAUUACAACAUCACCAAACAGAUUCCAUUUCACAUUCCCACAAUGGGGCGGUCCUGGAGAAGCUCUGCAAGCAUUCAAGCGAUUUGGGUCAUUAUGUUGGUACUUGGAGUACUGUUGAGUACAAGAACAACAGUGGAGGGGAGAAAGGCAAGGAUUAUGGAAUCCAUCGAGUAUCCAGCCAUAAGUUGCAGAGGUCACAGUGCAUCCAUAACAGAUUAUGGGGGAGUUGGAGAUGGGAAGGCAUCAAAUACUAAAGCCUUUAAGGAUGCUGUCAAUCACUUGAGCCAGUAUGGAUCAGAUGGUGGGGCCCAGCUGAUUGUUCCUGCUGGAAAAUGGUUGACUGGCAGCUUCAAUCUCACUAGCCACUUCACUCUCUUUCUCCACAAGGAUGCUGUUCUUUUGGCUUCCCAGGACAUCAAUGAGUGGCCUGUGAUUGAUCCGUUGCCAUCGUACGGUCGAGGAAGAGAUGCAGUUGGAGGAAGAUACAUCAGCUUCAUAUUUGGAACAAAUCUCACAGAUGUUGUAAUUACAGGGGACAAUGGCACGAUCGACGGCCAAGGUGCUCUGUGGUGGCAGCAAUUCCACAAGAAGAAGCUAAAAUACACCCGGCCCUACAUGAUUGAGAUCAUGCACUCUGACACCAUCCAGAUAUCUAAUCUAACGCUUGUGAACUCCCCAGCAUGGAAUGUCCAUCCUAUCUACAGCAGCAAUAUUAUUAUCCAAGGCAUGACAAUCCUUGCUCCGGUAACAUCUCCCAACACCGAUGGGAUCAAUCCAGAUUCUUGCACCGGUACAAGAAUUCAGGACUGUUACAUUGUCUCUGGAGAUGAUUGUGUGGCAGUUAAAAGCGGUUGGGAUGAGUAUGGCAUAUCGUACGGUAUGCCAACCAAACAGUUGGUCAUCAGACGGCUCACAUGCAUUUCCCCAUACAGUGCAACGAUCGCAUUGGGGUCGGAGAUGUCAGGCGGGAUCCAGGACGUUAGGGCAGAGGACAUCGUGGCCAUCAAUACUGAAUCAGGGGUCAGGAUCAAGACAGGUGUUGGCCGGGGAGGCUACGUGAAGGACAUAUAUGUGAGAGGGAUGAGCUUGCACACCAUGAAAUGGGCCUUUUGGAUCACCGGAAAUUACGGAUCCCAUGCAGAUACCCACUAUGACCCAAAGGCGGUGCCGGUGAUUCAAAAAAUCAAUUACAUGAAUGUAGUGGCCGAGAAUGUGUCGAUGGCGGCAAGAUUGGAGGGGAUUUCUGGCGAUCCGUUCACCGGAAUUUGCAUUUCAAAUGCGACGAUAGGAUUGGCAAAGAAGGCGAAGAAGGUGCCAUGGACUUGCACCGAUAUUAAGGGGAUGACAAGCGGCGUGACUCCACCGCCGUGUGGGUUAUUGCCCGAUCAGGGGCCGGAGAAGAUUGGAAUGUGUGAUUUUCCUCAAGAUAGUUUACCUAUAGAUGCAGUAGAGCUUAAGAUGUGCUCUUACACUGCUAUGAACCAUAUAUGAACCUUUUAUUUUGUACCCGUUACACUCAACGGAAAAACUAUCCAUUAGGGCUGGAUGGUUCAGUGCUGUCUUAUGGAUGUUAACAAUGGUAUGUUAACCUACUUCGUUUAUAAGCUGAACUUGUCAGAAUUGCAUAGGGUAAACGAACCUGGGUUAACUGUUCAUUUUAUAUAUCAUUCGAGUUUAUCUCAAA